Sceloporus undulatus (fence lizard) is the source of this 2403-nucleotide messenger RNA. Its product is annotated as vomeronasal type-2 receptor 26-like. Gene Ontology annotation, cellular component: membrane. The record is from RefSeq and is a predicted model, not a curated record. The transcript has 5 exons. Lineage: Eukaryota; Metazoa; Chordata; Lepidosauria; Squamata; Phrynosomatidae. Gene Ontology annotation, molecular function: G protein-coupled receptor activity. The coding region runs from base 1 to 2403 and encodes 800 amino acids. Gene Ontology annotation, biological process: G protein-coupled receptor signaling pathway.
AUGUUGACUAAGAACUACCAGCUUGUGUUUGCCUUUGUUUUUGCCAUUCAUGAGAUCAACAAGAAUGACAAGUUGCUGCCCAACAUCACACUGCAAACAGAAAUCUUGGACGAUGCAUUUAGUUCACUGAAAGCCAGUUUGGCCACAUUGGAUCUCCUCUCAUUGGGACGAAUGGAUGUUCCCAAUUACAAAUGCACCUGGGAAAAGAGUCUCAUAGCCAUCAUUGGUGGUCUCACCUCUCAAACGUCCCUCCAGAUUGCCAAUAUCUUAAAUAUCCAUAAAAUUCCACAGCUGAGUUAUGGGUCUUUUGAUCCCAUCUUCAGUGAUAAAAUUCAGUUUCCCUCUCUUUUCCGGAUGGUGCCAGAUGAAAUCUUUCAGUAUUUUGGGAUUACUCAACUUUUUGAGUAUUUUGGAUGGAAUUGGAUUGUUCUCCUCAUUCCAGAGGAUGAAAGUGGAGAGAGAUUUCAUCGAAUCCUCAGUGCAAGUCUUGUCCAGAAGGAUAUUUGCAUUGCUUUGACACAAUCCGUUCCCACAGUAACAAGUUACUUUUCAAACCCAAUCCUCCAGAAAAGGUUAAAUGCCAUUGCCGCUGCUCUUCUCUCAAAGAACAUUAACGUGAUCCUGGUUUAUGGGGACUCUCAAUCUAUGGAUGGUUUACGGAUAAUUCUAGAAAGCUAUGAGUUUUUUCAGAAGCAACCUAUGGAGAGAGUUUGGAUCACAACUGCUCAGUGGGAUGUCACAACUGUUUUCUCAGGGAUAAGAUUCACAGAAAGAUCCUUCAAUGGCACCUUGUCCUUUGCCCUCCACACCAAUGUGGUGCCAGGAUUUCAGGAGUUUCUGGAGAACUUAAAUCCAAUCCAGUCCAAGAUUUAUCUCCUAAAGGAGUUUUGGUGCAGUGCAUUUAUUUGUUCUCUCCCAAUGUAUAACUUGAAUUACCCAAACUUGAGGAAUUGCAUGGGGGAAGAGAAACUGAGGAACCUUCCUGGAUCUGUGUUUGAAAUGAGGAUGUCUAGCCAAAGUUAUAGCAUCUAUAAUGCUGUCUAUGCUUUAGCCCAUGCUCUCCAUUAUGCAGAUUCACUGAGAGCCAAACGGAAAGCAAUAGGUACUGAAAACAGUUGGAAACAUAUGAAUAUUCAACCCUGGCAGCUACGCUCAUUUCUGAGAUACAUCCGCUUUAACAAUAGUGCUGGGGAAGAAGUCUUUUUCGAUGAGAAUGGGGAUCUAGCCUCUGGAUUUGAUGUCAUCAACUUGGUCACUUUCUCGAAUCAAUCUUUCCAAAAAGUCCAAGUCGGAGGAAUUGAUCCCCAGGCUUCUGCAGGCAAAAGGUUCACCAUGAACGGCAGUGCUGUUGUGUGGAAUCACAAAUUUAAGAAGAUGCCGCCUCGUUCCAGAUGUGUUGAGAACUGCCAGCCAGGAUACAGCAGGCUUGUUCAGCCGGGGAAUUAUGUCUGUUGCUAUGACUGUGUUCAAUGUGCUGAUGGGAGGAUUUCAGACCACAUUGAUGCAAGUGAAUGUGCAAAGUGUCCAGAUGAUCACUAUUCAAAUGAGAAGCAAGACCAAUGCCUUCCUAAAAGAGACAUUUAUUUGUCCUACACAGAACCUCUAGGAGCAGUUUUGGCUUCCUCUGCAGUCUUCUUUUCAAUAAUCACAAUUAUGGUAAUGGGGACUUUCAUUCAUUAUCAAGUAACUCCCAUUGUAAAAGCCAACAACUGGACCAUUACCUGUAUUCUACUUGUCUCUCUGUUGCUCUGCUUUCUUUGCUCCUUUCUUUUCCUUGGCACUCCAGGGAAGGUUUCUUGCCUUCUCCGGCAAACAGUCUUUGGGGUUGUCUUUUCUAUAGCUAUUUCUUGCAUGUUGGCCAAAACAAUCACUGUGGUGCUGGCCUUCAUUGCCACAAAGCCAGGGAACAAGAUGAGGAAAUGGAUUGGGAAGAAGCUGGCAACAUCAGUGAUCUUCCUCUGUUCUGUUAUUCAAACUCUGAUCUGUGCUGUUUGGUUAAUAACUGCACCGCCAUUUCCAGAGGCUGACAUGCACUCCCAGCCGGCUGAGACCAUCUUGCAGUGCAAUGAAGGCUCUGAGACUAUGUUCUACCUUGUCCUGAGUUACAUGUGGCUCUUGGCUUUCAUCAGCUUCACAGUGGCUUUCUUCGCCAGGAAGCUGCCUGACAGUUUCAAUGAAGCCAAGCUGAUCACUUUCAGCAUGUUGGUCUUUUGCAGUGUUUGGGUUUCCUUUGUCCCAAGUUACCUGAGCACCAAAGGGACAAAUAUGGUGAUCGUGGAAGUCUUCUCCAUCUUGGUUUCUAGUUUUGCAUUACUGGCUUGCAUCUUCUUCCCAAAAUGCUACAUGAUUCUAUUCAGACCUGAGCUAAAUGUAAAAGAACACUUAGUAAAGAAGAAGCAUUGA